GCCCCUACUUCUCACAGUCCCCACCAGCUUCCUUCCUCAGGCAGUGCUUUGUGGGGAGCUGAGUCACAGUGACAGCAGCAUCAGUCACCUCUUCCUGGGCAGAGGUGGUGGGAAUCCACCUCAACAUGAACAGCCCGAGUUUCAUAGAGAAACAACGGAAGCAGAGUGAGCCAAGGAAGAAACAAGAAACUGCUGUUGAUUGGAAGGUAGGCCCAGAAGGUCCGCCUCCUCCUGUUGCCUGGCAACGAGUGUAAACAGCGCAAGACCAUGGCCACUAACUACAGCGCCAACCAGUAUGAAAAAGCUUUCUCACCCAAGUAUCUGCAGAACUGGUCUCUUGCCAAGCCAACAAAAGAGAGCAUCUCUUCCUAUGAAGGCUACACUCAGAUUAUCGCCAAUGAUCGUGGUCAUCUGUUGCCUUCUGUGCCCCGUUCCAAGGCAAGUCCUUGGGGCUCCUUUAUAGGCACCUGGCAAAUGCCUCUGAAGAUACCCCCUGCUCGGGUGACCCUGACUGCCCGGACAACUGCUGGUGCUGCCUCCCUCACCAAAUGGAUACACAAAAAUCCUGAUUUACUCAAGGCCUGUAAUGGGCUGCGUCCUGAAAUCUUAGGCAAGCCCCAUGAUCCUGAGAGUCAGAAGAGGAAGUCUACCACAAAGACAGUACAACAAGCACCAUGUCCAACCAUAAUUCCAAGCUCCCCGGUGACUAAUCUCAACUCCCCAGAUGAAUCUCAAAGUUCGCACCCCUCUGCAGGUCACACUCCAGGUCCCCAAACCCCAUGCAAUUCUCCUGAAAGCAUGCUGGGAAGCCCUGUGUGCCAGGAAGCAGAUCCUAAUCUAGCUGAGAUCCCAAACUGCAAACCUGAAACUUCUGAAGGAUCAAGGGGCCAGAAUGAGAAAACCUGUCCAGAGUCUGAAUUGAAGUAAACACAAUUCCCUGACCAGAAUGUGAAACGGAAAAAUUAUGGAGUAGGAGUAAAGGCAAAUUUGGACAAUAAAUGUUGUUUGUUGAA
Messenger RNA from Octodon degus (degu), 1013 nucleotides. It is a transcript of the gene Cfap126, whose product is annotated as cilia and flagella associated protein 126. Bases 268 to 927 code for a protein of 219 amino acids. NCBI's taxonomy places the organism in Eukaryota, Metazoa, Chordata, Mammalia, Rodentia, Octodontidae. The transcript has 6 exons. The record is from RefSeq and is a predicted model, not a curated record. Gene Ontology annotation, cellular component: ciliary basal body. Gene Ontology annotation, biological process: cilium organization.